AUGUUGUCUUCUAAGGAUUUUUUCGGCAGCAUUUAUCUUCCCCAUAUUCCAGGAAGAGCGCAGUUUACAGAAGACGUUGACGCAGAGGGAAAAACUGCUGUGAUAACUGGGGCCAAUAGCGGUAUUGGCAUGCAAACAGCUCGAGAGUUAAAUCUGAAAGGAGCCACUGUUUACAUGUUAUGCAGGGAUUAUGAACGGGCAUUUAGCUCCAGAAUUAAACUUACUCAGCUUGGUUGUGAUCCAAGUCGUCUUAUAAUUAAAGUAGUAGACCUUGCCAGCUUUGCAUCAAUUCGAGAGUCCGCACGAGAACUAAGAAAUGAGCUUAGUGUUAUUGAUAUACUAGUGAAUAAUGCUGGUAUCAUGGCAUAUCCAAAAUACGAAUUAACUGUCGAUGGUUAUGAAGUUACGUGGCAGACAAACUAUCUAGGGCAUUUUCUGUUUACGGAAUUGCUGCUACCACUAGUUGAACGUUCUGCUAAUGGAAGAAUUAUUAAUGUUUCGAGCUCGCUGCAUAAAAGAGCCGAUUCCGUGGAUUUUUUUGUGGUUAAUGAUCCGAGGAACUUUGGUCGGAACAAGUCAUAUUGUAGAUCUAAGCUUGCCCAAGUCAUGCAUGCACGUGAACUCUCGCGGCGAAUACGAGUUACAAACCCAUCAUCAAAUAUCACAGUAAAUUCAAUGCAUCCAGGAUUAUGCGCAACGAAUCUGGGCCGUUAUUCCCUGCUGAUGAAGACACCGUUUCGGCAAAUUUUCAAACUUCCAAUUUGGUUUUUCACGAAGACUGCUCUUUCGAGAGUCUUGCAGGAUGGAGCACAAACAGUUUUAUUUCUUUCUUUAAGCAGAAGUGUGCAAAGCGUAUCUGGAUCUUAUUUUGGGGAAUGUGCUGAACAAGAACCGUCUCCAAAAGCGUUGGAUGAUGAUUUGUGUAAUAUUUUAUACAAUUACAGCAUCGAAGGGGGGCAACAGUUCUCGGAGAAUGUUUCAGCAAAAGAAAAAAUUGCUUUGAUUACCGGAGCUAAUAGCGGACAUGGUUUGCAACUGACUAGAGAGCUGAAUUUGCGAGGUGCCACUGUUUAUAUGCUGUGCAGAAGCAGCGAACGAGCUCAGGAGGCUAGAUCUACGCUCACUAAACUUGGUUGCGAUCCAACACGACUGAUAGUAAAGCUAAUUGAUCUUGCUGAUUUUUCGACAGUAAAAAAGUUUGCUGAGGAGAUAAAAAAAGAAGUAACACAUAUUGAUAUACUUGUCAAUAAUGCAGCAGUAAUGAGUCACGAGAAGUUUGAACGCACCAUCGACGGCUACGAGUUUAUUUGGCAGUCUAACUAUUUAGGUCAUUUUCUCCUGACAGAACUUUUAUUACCACUUUUAACGGAAUCAAAAAAUGGACGUAUUAUCAAUGUUUCUGCUAGGCUUCACCAUAUGGCUGAUAGUGUGAAAAUUUCCAUAGUAAAUGAUCCAAAGAAGUUUCGCUUCUUAUUGCCAUAUGCGCGUUCCAAAUUAGCGCAGAUAAUGCAUGCACGUGAACUUACUCGUCGUUUACGAGCUUCAAAUCCUGCUGGUACGGUGACAAUAAACGCUCUUCAUCCUGGUGUUGCUGCAACCAAUAUUAUUAAAACGACUAUAUUUGGGAAAACUCCUCUUCGUCAGAUCAUCACAGUCUUUGGUUGGUUCUUCACGAAAACAGACAGGGACCUUGCGCAGACCGCACUGUUCCUCUGUUUGAGUAAGUCGGUGGAAAGUGUUUCUGGGAGAUAUUUCAAGGAUAUGAAAGAAAUGCAGCCAUCAGCAAAUGCACUGGAUGAUGAAGCUUCAAAUCUGUUGUAUCUUGAAAGCAGCGAAGCUAUCAAGUCCUAA
Molecule: messenger RNA, 1851 nt
Organism: Enterobius vermicularis (human pinworm)
Lineage: Eukaryota; Metazoa; Nematoda; Chromadorea; Rhabditida; Oxyuridae
Source: the annotation of a GenBank genome assembly